Dendrobium catenatum is the source of this 2125-nucleotide messenger RNA. RefSeq names its product transmembrane 9 superfamily member 4. Gene Ontology annotation, cellular component: membrane. The transcript is spliced from 7 exons. The record is from RefSeq and is a predicted model, not a curated record. The coding region runs from base 83 to 1846 and encodes 587 amino acids. Gene Ontology annotation, biological process: protein localization to membrane. Lineage: Eukaryota; Viridiplantae; Streptophyta; Magnoliopsida; Asparagales; Orchidaceae.
GGUACACUUCUCUGUUUCUCGACUUCGCUAGACCGCUACUCGCCUUCUCAUUUCUUUCAGUCUCAAACGCGCGUGGGGGAGAAUGAAGACGAUGCGGCUGAUGGCAGCGACGCUGUCGUUGCUGCUGUGUUUCGGAGUUCUCGGAGUCGUAUCGGACGUUUCCAAUCAUCGCUACAAGCCAAAUGAUGAGGUCCCUCUCUACGCCAACAAGGUCGGACCGUUUCAUAACCCAAGUGAGACAUACCGUUACUUUGAUCUCCCCUACUGUUCACCAGCACCUGUGAAAGAUAAAUCAGAAGCUCUUGGCGAAAUUCUGAAUGGUGAUCGCUUAGUUGAUGCUCCAUACAAGCUUGAGUUCUGUGUUGAUCAUGAUUCAAAAUCCGCGUGCAAAAAGAAGCUUACUAAGGAAGAAGUGGUCAAAUUCAGGAAUGCAAUAUAUCAGGAUUAUUACUUCCAGAUGUACUAUGAUGACCUUCCAGUUUGGGGUUUCAUAGGGAAGAUUGACAAGGAAGGCAAGACUGACCCAAGUGAGUACAGAUACUUCCUUUACAAUCAUAUACUUUUUGAAAUCCUCCACAAUAAUGACCAUGUGAUUGAGAUCUCUGUUCAUACGGAUACCAAUUUAAUGGUUGACAUUACUGAGGAUAAAGACAUAGAGGUGGAGUUUAUGUAUUCCGUUAAAUGGAAAGAAACAGAGAUACCUUUUGAGAAGAGGAUGGAGAAAUACUCUGCACGCCACUUGGAGACUCACUGGUUCUCUAUAAUAAACUCAUGUGCCACAGUUCUUCUACUGACUGGAUUCCUUGCAACAAUCCUAAUGAGAGUUUUGAAGAAUGAUUUUGUUAAGUAUGCUCAUAACGAGGAGACAGGUGAUGACCAAGAAGAAACUGGGUGGAAAUAUGUUCAUGGUGAUGUCUUCCGGUUCCCCAAGAACAAAUCUUUGCUAGCUGCUAGUCUUGGCUCGGGCACUCAGUUAUUUGCUCUUGCAAUCUUCGUUUUUGUCCUAGCACUGGUGGGGGUAUUCUACCCUUACAAUAGAGGAGCUCUUUUUACUGCCCUGGUUGUUAUUUAUGCACUAACUUCAGGCAUUGCUGGUUAUACUGCAACAUCCUUUUAUUGGCAGCUGGAAGGAACGAACUGGAUUAGGAAUCUGCUUUUGACGGGAUUUCUGUUUUGUGGACCUCUAUUCCUGACGUUCUGCUUUCUAAAUACUGUAGCUAUUGCAUAUAAUGCUACGGCUGCACUGCCAUUUGGUACCAUUGUUGUUAUUGCUCUAAUAUGGGCACUGAUAACAUCUCCUCUGCUUGUUUUGGGCGGGAUUGCUGGCAAAAAUGGCAAAGCAGAGUUCCAAGCCCCUUGUCGCACUACCAAAUAUCCUAGAGAAAUUCCACCUCUUCCUUGGUACCGAAGAACUAUACCACAGAUGGCAAUGGCUGGUUUUCUUCCUUUCAGCGCUAUCUACAUUGAGUUGUACUACAUAUUAGCCAGCAUGUGGGGCCACAGGAUUUACACGAUUUAUAGUAUUCUCUUUGUGGUUUUCAUAAUCCUUCUUAUUGUCACUGCAUUUAUUUCUGUGGCAAUGACCUACUUUCAACUUGCUGCUGAAGACCAUGAAUGGUGGUGGAGGGCAUUCCUCUGCGGAGGAUCAACUGGUUUCUUCAUCUACGCAUAUUGCUUUUGCUAUUACCAUACUCGGUUAAACAUGUCAGGAUUUAUGCAAAUAUCCUUCUUCUUUGGCUACAUGGCCUGCAUCUGCUAUGGUUUCUUCCUCAUGCUCGGCACAGUAGGUUUCUGUGCUUCACUGCUUUUUGUUCGCCACAUUUACCGGUCCAUCAAGUGUGAGUAGUCCUUGGCAACACUGAUUGAGGUUUCAUUUGGGACGGCUUUUUUACUGCUUCUUAAAGCAACUUUUUAGUAUAUUUUUUUUUUUGUUGUACUAGAAAAUUGUUUUAAGAAGCAGUAAAAAAGUUAUUCCAAAUGAAACCCGAAACAAAUACAGUUAAUUUGAUUGGAGAGGCAAAAAAUAAAAGGAUGAUGAAUUUAGUAUUCUCAUGAGCAUUAUGGGCCACCAUGUAAUUGAGGUUUUAUGCUCUUUAGCUGGAGGUAGGUAAAACUUGGUAAUGAA